Colletotrichum phormii is the source of this 783-nucleotide messenger RNA. RefSeq lists its product as uncharacterized. The record is from RefSeq and is a predicted model, not a curated record. Lineage: Eukaryota; Fungi; Ascomycota; Sordariomycetes; Glomerellales; Glomerellaceae. Gene Ontology annotation, molecular function: transcription cis-regulatory region binding. The transcript is spliced from 2 exons. Gene Ontology annotation, biological process: positive regulation of transcription by RNA polymerase II. The coding region runs from base 1 to 783 and encodes 260 amino acids. Gene Ontology annotation, cellular component: nucleus.
AUGGACCACAAACCGGAUGAUCUAGAGGUCAGCAAAGAGAUUUUCCGCCUCCUUCUCGACCGAGGGUUCGACGUCAAUCGCGAAUACACCGAGUGGGCGGGGUGGACAGAAGAGGGGCCGGCGAAAUCGUACCAGGCGUUUAAAGUUCUUCAUGAUAUCUUCGGUCCGUUUACUGAGGCCAUGUAUAAAGGUCUCCUCGCAGACUACAUGCACCUAGCCAAAAGGACCCCAGGAGUCCUUCACGCGGGAGUGGAAAUUAUUGAGUUCCUCAUCAGCUGUGGAGCCUCCGUCAACGGCACCAAUGUCAACGGGGAGACGGCUUUGCACGUUGCCUAUACCCUCUCAAAAACAAGCCCCUUGCCCAUCGGGGAAAAGAACGACGUACUGGCGUGGGACCUUGAUGAGGAGCAGGGCUUCACGGUGGGCUGGGCCGUCGGAACAAACAGCAUUGGCCAACAGACCAUCGAUGGAUUCCUGAGCGGGCUCCUUAGUGGUCCAAUGGAGGUAGAGAAGCGGGUGAAAAACGCGACCGCAAUUUUUGACAUACUGAUCAAGGCUGGAGCGGAUCAAAGUGUUGUGAAUGAUAAGGGGGAGACGCCGGCAAUGGUGAUGUAUCAGCACGGUUGGCUCCAGCUACCACCUUCUCCCGGUUCCGAUUCAGGAAGUGUACCUAUGGCUGAGGCCAAAUCGGACUCAGCGCAAGACGAGAACAUCUUGUCUAGUGCCUUUGCGAUCUACAAGAGGCUUCAGGAACUCGUCGCGGCACAGUCGGUUACUACUUAG